CCGACCGGAGAAGGCAGCAAGUAGGAGGUGCGGGGACCAAGAGUGCGGGAGGAUGCCGCCGCCAGCGAAGGAGGGCGGGCGCAAGGAACCGCGGGAGCGAAGCGGCAAGAGCGCGCCAGGCGCGGCGCGGGGUGAGGGGCGCGCCAAGUGGGCGCCCGCGACAGAGCCCCCCAAGCCGGGCUGGGCCCUGACGCCGCAGGGGCUAGCGGCCAUGCUCCCUGCGCAGCGUCACCGCCAUCUGCUCUUCGGCGACCUGCUGGACGACGUGGGCGCGGCGGCCUCCACCUUCCCGUGCGGGUCGGUGGAGCCGGGGUACCGCAUGCCCGACCCGCGCACGUGGACGCAGUCGCUGGAGCUGCCCGCUGAGCGCCAGAACCGGCUCCUCGGCGUACUCAAGGCGGCGGAGGCCCGCGGGCGAGUCCGCGCCCUGCGGCUGCGCUACACCCGCAUGCGGGCCGAGGAGAUCGCGCUGCUCAUCCAGCGGCAGAAGUCCGCGCGCGCCGCCAUCCGGCUGGAGCUGUUCCUGCCGCCGCAGCUGAAGCCCACGCGGAUCCCGGACCCCCUGGACCGCCAAGAGGUGCCGACAAGCCCCGGUAGGGGCGGGAAGCGGGGAGGGGCCCCGCCCGCCUCCGCACACGCCGGGCCCCAGCCUCUCUCCCCGGCAGCGGAGGCGCGUGGAGACCAUCCUGGAGGAGAACGUGGAUGGCAGCAUCUUCCCGCGGUGACGGCGACCCAAAGUGUGCGACGCGCCGCAGCCUCCCACAUAAAGUUAUAAUUCUCCGAAGGCGCUCUGGUCUUUCUGCUGCCGCUCCCCAGGACCCCCGAGGGAAGCGGGGAGUAUGGACGCUGCCUCUCCCAUGCACCUCACAGACAUCAGGGUACAGAGAGUGGGGCCUCUCCCAAAAAAGUGGGGAGACGCAAGUGGGUGAGUGUGAAAGUAACAGGUCAGGGACACGCCUACCCCUAAUCCCGACCUGCCCCCAUUGGCAACCAGGCGUUCUGUAGGUUAAUGGGAGGCCCCCAGUCUUGGGGAGGACGGAGAAAGAGCCUGUUUCAGCAAGUCACACCCCCAGAAGCAAAGGUAGCCUCAGCUGCAGUGGUCCCGAGUGCAGGUCAUCCCGCCAGGGGGCCGGGGGAGGGCUGUGCUGUGGGCAGCGGAAGUGACCUAAGCUGGCCUUUGAAGAGGCACCAGCUGUGCCCAGAGGACCAAGAGACUGGGAAAGGGGAACCCCUGCUGCCCCCGCAACAAAAAUCC
This is a messenger RNA of Cercocebus atys (sooty mangabey), 1255 nucleotides long. RefSeq names its product LKAAEAR motif containing 1 (gene LKAAEAR1). The record is from RefSeq and is a predicted model, not a curated record. Lineage: Eukaryota; Metazoa; Chordata; Mammalia; Primates; Cercopithecidae.